GAAAAGGAAUCUGAAGACACGAUGGCAUCUGUAAAAGACCGGGACACGAUUUUGCAAAUAAUAGAUCAGCUGCGGAUGCGAAAAGCACGUCCAGAUUUGAAUAGGAUCUGCCACAUGGCCUUGCGGCGAUAUGGUACUAAACACUUGGAUACGGAAGCUCAGUUGGAGAAGCUCGUCGAUUUGGGUAUUGUAGUUAAAGUUGAUUAUAAAAGCAAUGUGAGUUACAGGAAUGCUUCAAAAUGGAAAAAGAAACCAUUUGGAAGAAAACUCCUUAAUUCCAACAGUACAAACAAAAAUAUUAGAGCGGCGAUCAAAGCUUUACUGGAACUGGGGAGCGAAGACGUAGGUGCGUCAGCGAAAGACAUCGAAAAAUGGCUCUCGGCCGAAACGGACAGUCGGUUGACAAAAAAUCAGCUUAUGAUUGCGAUAGGGAGGGACGUGGAUAAUGGAAGUUUGAAAAAACUGUCGAAUGGCAAUUAUAUAAUUAAUAUUGGAAGCGAAAACAAGACGAAAACUGCAGCGCGCAAAAAGCAGCAAGUUGCGACACCAACGUCCAGCAAGCCCGACAAACCUGAGAAAACGGAGACUGCUAAUCCGGUUACGAGUCCGAAAUUUAAACGCGGGCGGCCUCCUUCUAAGCGAAAGAAGUUUAGGAAGACUCAUGGACCAGAUUUUGAAACACACUCUGUGAAGAAGAAAAACAACUCUGAUGAUGAGGAGGCAUCUAUUUGCGACUAUUGUUUGAAGGCUACAAGCAGUGCUUCUUUUUCUGAAGGGCUUUUGACAUGCAAAGAGUGCAAAGCGACAGCCCACCCCUCUUGUAUGGGUUACUGUGAAAGUCUGGCAAGGCGUGCACUUGAAUCACCGUGGCAAUGCAUCGACUGUAAGACCUGCUUUGUAUGUGAGGAUUCUGGUGACCCUGAAAUGAUGCUAUUCUGUGAUGCCUGUGACAAGGGAUACCAUAUGAACUGUCAUAAUCCCCCACUGGAGAAAAAACCUUUAGGUAAUUGGGUGUGUAGUAAGUGUAUGCUGGAGAAGACCAUGGAGACAUCAUCAGAUGGAGAAGACAUACAGGACACCAAUAAUAUGGAUGAUAGCCAAGUCACAGAUGGAGGUGGUGCAUCCUGUCUACCAACACCUUGUGAUUCUCCAGCCUCCGAGGAAGAGGAAGAAGAAAAGGUUGAACCUGUUCCACGGAAACGAAAGACUGCAGAGGGAAGGAAGAAGUCUUUGGAUAUAGAGGGGAAAAAGGGUGAUAAGAAUGAAAAAGUCAGCAUUGUUAUUGAAAAUGGUCAGUAUCCAGAUGCCUCUAAGUGGAAAGUGGAGGAUGUUGUACACUUCUUCGUAAAUGUAGGAUUCAAGGAGCAGGCAGAGGCUCUUAAAGAACAGGAAAUUGAUGGACAAUCCCUUCUGUUGAUGAAGAGGAGUGAUGUGCUCACAGGCUUGUCAAUCAAAUUAGGCCCUGCCCUCAAGAUGUAUCAGCAUGUGAUGAAACUACAGACCUCUGGAUUUGACCUUGAAGACAGUUGACCUUGAUUUUCUUUAUAGUUAGAAAUUUUGUCUUUCUUAUUGUAUUCUUAUGUGAUUCAUUCUUUUUAAUAGCAAUAGUUCUGAGCCAUGACCCUGUACCCUAUUUUAACCGGUGAUUUGCUAGUUCAAUAUCAGUCUGCCAUGCUGAGAUAUAUUGUAAGGAUGAGGGUCAUACCAAUACUUGAAUAGAACUAUCUGUAUACCCAGCAAUCAUUUGCUACCCAUUCCUGGCCAGACUUGUUAAAGCUGAAGUACAGUAAAUACCAUUUUGAGAACUGUGUAGAUGGAUUUGAAUUGUACGAAGUACUGUUAUAUUAGUGAGGAAUUUAUUUUUACUAUUUUUGCAGUCAAUAGUAUAGGGUGAAAUGAAUUUCUACAGUAUCAGAAAAUAUCUGAUGUUGUAUGCACAGACACCAGUUCAUAGAUAUGCAGGAAAUUUAAUGCCUAUGAACUAGUCCAAAACGGGACAACUGCAAAAUAUAAGCCCCAUGAAAUUAAAUAACAAUACAGGAAUUUUGCUUUAAAAUUGUAUUUUAUCUUUUUUUUAACUUUUGCUGUUUUUUAUGCUCUGUCAUCUAAUGGAAGAGAGGGGAGCAUGUUGUUUUAUCAAUGUCUGUCCCAUCCCAAUUAGAUGUUAUAUCUUAAGAAUCUGUCAACACACCUGGUUUGUAUUUAAUCCAUAGUUUUAUAACAUCCAAUUGUACAACUGGUCACAUUUUGAUUUGUAUAGGAGUGGGCAUUCCUAUCUAACAGACAUUUUCUAGCUCAUUUAAAGACCUCUCUUUCUUUAAUCCAAAUGAUCAGCACAUCAGCAUUAAUAAAGGCUUUAUCAUAGGGGUUCAAAUGAAGCUGAAAUUAAAUUUCAAUAAAAUUUAUUAUUCUGGUCAAGGUUAUGUAAUAAGAUUAUGAUUAGUAUGAAUAUUUGGAUUACAAAAUAUAAAGUGCAUCUAAAUUAUGACAUGUGAACAGUUACAAUUUUGUAUUUUAAACAAUUCCAAUGUCUGUGUAGUGUUGGUAUCUGUCUUUGUUGUAUCGUGCUAUGGAAUUCAUUAGGUAGAUAGUAUAUAGAUACCACAGUUAUGUCCCCAUGAUGAAAUACAUUAUGUCUGAUAAUAAUCAUCAGUUGAUGUGAUUUAUCGGACCUAUGUGUUAUUGAUCUGUUCCUUGAAGUAGUUCAUAUACAUGAAGUAUUAUUAUACAGCAGUGUUCAUUUUCUGCAAGAAUUUAGCAGCAGCCUGUGCCUGUAAAAUUUGGUAAAAUUUACUGUUGUUUUCUUCAAAAACUUCAGGAGAUAUUCUUGAUUUUUGUUUGUUUUUGUUUUUAGAAGCAGUCUGUAUUUGGCUGUCAAUUUCAUAGAGGUGACAUACUAAUCAGUGAUGUUGACAUUUAGGGUAAAAUUUGUUGAUUACUGAUUUUCUCUAAUAUAAAUGUCCUGGAACAGUUAACCUUGUGUAUGGAGUAGAAAAUCAGGUGUUUUUAUAUCAUUCAUUAUUUUACACAAUUUACAUACACACGGUAUGUUAAGGAUGGUAUUAUUCGACAAGUUUUUUUAGUUGUAACAAUGUUUUCUCCAAGUGUUAAAACAAGACCCUUUUGUUGCAGAUUCUAUGAUUUUGAGAUUUUGCAAUACACUCGUACAGCAUAGCAUUCUAUUGACUUUCAAAGAAACAGUCAAUGAGAUAAGGCUGUUAUGUACAAGCACUGAGGAUUGUUUUGUUAAUUAUGUCAAGUAAAUGAUGGAUAAAUGUAUCACUGUUUGAAUGAUUCAAACACCUGUCCUGUGCAAAAGAGUUUAUUGUAGUACGAGUCACCAAAUGAUUGGAGUGACCUCCCUUGGUAUGAAGAUUUUUGUAUGCUGUGGAGAAAAGAUGGUCAAGCCUCUUUAGCACCUUAACUAUGAAGAUGUUUAUGCUGUAUGUAUGUUUACAAUAUAGCAUUCGGUGUAUAUUUGCUCAUUAUUUUGUUUUAUAAAUUUUUAAUUGUAGAAGCUGUAGAUAAAAUUUGUGAUGACUGAGCUUACUGUGCAUUAAUGUUGUGUGGGCAGUAAACAUGAUGACAUGGGUUUGUGAGCAUAUAUUAUAUCAAUCAUUUUAGGAUUGUUUAAAAACAGAACUAAAGCACACUGGUAUUGUCGGGAUUGGUUAAAAAUAAUUUGAUAAAGGAUUUUGCUUAUAUAUCUUUGGGAACUACCAUAUCAACUAUUAAUAGUCAGAAACUCAUUUGUACAUGAACAUAAACUUUGGUUAUUUUAUUGUUGAGGCGGUUUUGCAGUUGUCAUGACCAUAUAACUGGUUCAUGUUUGAAUGAUGCCUUUCAUCUUAUUUAUCCCUCCGAUCGCCAUCAUCUGCAACAGUUUAACUGUAGUCUAAAAGAGCAUCAGGGCUUUCUCAGACAAUAUCAUGUCCAUUGCCAAUUGAAAUCAUUUCACAUUUUAGGCAAAUUCCCAAAAUUUAUAUUUUAUUCUUGAAAAUCGUAAACGGUUUACCAAAUAUCUUCACUAAUUGAAGCAAAAAUGCCUUGUCCCAAACCAUUGAAAAAUGCUCUGCUUAUGCAAUUUCAUGCAUAGAUCUGAAUUGUGGGCUUCAGUUUCCAUGGGAGACAGUUUGUGUUUCUUGAGAGGCUAAAAUCUUAACUGUGCUGUUAUGGUUGUUCCUGGGACAAGUUGUUUUACCCCGAGGACUGUUUCAGAAUGAGCAUGGCUGUUGACAGCCAAUAAACCUCAAAGACACAUGUACUGCCUUAGUGUUAAGGUUUUACCAUUUCCUUCUAUAGUUCUUGUAGAAGUUUCUCGCUACUCCCACAGUUGCUGAGUCUAAAGUAAGAGUUGAACUGUCGUGUACCAUACGGAAGUAGCCCUAGACAUACAUGUUGUGAUCUAUUAAUGGCAGUAUAGGAAGGUUUAUUUUCAUAUAGUAACAGUAUUGGAAGUUUUACGAACAUAUAGUAACAGUAUUGGAAGUUUUACGAACAUAUAGUAACAGUAUGGGAAGUUUUACGAACAUAUAGUAACAGUAUUGGAAGUUUUACGAACAUAUAGUAACAGUAUUGGAAGUUUUACGAACACAUAGUAACAGUAUGGGAAGUUUUACGAACAUAUAGUAACAGUAUGGGAAGUUUUACGAACAUGUAAUAACAGUAUGGGAAGUUUUACAAACAUAUAGUAACAGUAUGGGAAGUUUUACAAACAUAUAGUAACAGUAUGGGAAGUUUUACGAACAUAUAGUAACAGUAUGGGAAGUUUUACGAACAUAUAGUAACAGUAUGGGAAGUUUUACGAACAUAUAGUUUGUAUACAUAUUAACUGGUGAUUAAAUGGUGAUAAACAGUCUCAGACUUAUUGUAUCAAAGUAUGUACCUGUAUCUAAAAUUACCACACUGACAAACCUACCUGAUUAUUAAGAAAAACUAAAAGUAGUUCUGAAUUACUGGUUUGUAUGUAAAUUCAGUUAUUUUGGAGAUGACUCUUAAUUCAUAUUUCUCUGAAAGGUGGUGAUGGAACGUUUGAAUGAAAAGGGUGAGGAAAGGAAAGCAUGCAGAUGAAGUUUUUAGAAGAAAGAUGUAUAUCAGAGCGAUAUGGUUGUGUGAAAAUGGAAACGAGUUUGUUGCUCUUCUGUAAUAGGAGUUAUUUAAAUUGUACUUAAUGACAGUUCUCCACUUACUGGAAACUACAAUUACAGCAUCAUAGAAAUGUACAAUAUUAUUUUAUUGUGACUGUUAUCACUCCAGAUUAAAUAUUUAUAUGUCAAAAGUUUAUGCGACUAGAGAUGCGCCAUUAUUAUGUUUAUGU
Ylistrum balloti is the source of this 5317-nucleotide messenger RNA. RefSeq names its product histone acetyltransferase KAT6B-like. The transcript has 8 exons. Lineage: Eukaryota; Metazoa; Mollusca; Bivalvia; Pectinida; Pectinidae. The record is from RefSeq and is a predicted model, not a curated record. Gene Ontology annotation, molecular function: DNA binding; protein binding. Bases 22 to 1530 code for a protein of 502 amino acids.